Messenger RNA from Babjeviella inositovora NRRL Y-12698, 861 nucleotides. RefSeq lists its product as uncharacterized. Lineage: Eukaryota; Fungi; Ascomycota; Pichiomycetes; Serinales. The coding region runs from base 1 to 861 and encodes 286 amino acids. The record is from RefSeq and is a predicted model, not a curated record. The transcript has a single exon.
AUGGCGUCUUCCCCCAACUUUGUCGCCUCCUGUCCGAAACCCACGUACGACACCGGAUGCACCUACUGCCAAAUCCCGUUGUUCGAUCAAGACUCGCAGAUUGAUCUCACCAAGCCGUUGAACGGAACCAAAUCCGGGUUCUGGAAACAUUUGGUGGUGUUUACAGGCGAAAAUGCGCACGACUGGCCGUCCAAAAUCGAGCUACAGCCGGGCACCUUGGUCGCGGAGAUGAAUUUUCACAAACGGACGUUGCUCAGUCCGUUCCACCCGGUUGUGGUAUCCAACAGCUCGCUUCCCUCUCCCGUGUUAACCAAGAAAGGUCACUUUUCUGUGGGGUUGUAUCCAGAUAACAAGCUCUUCCAGAUUUCGUUGCAGGACGUGCCUCUGUUUAUGGCAUCCCACUUGAAACCCGAGACGGAAGCCCAGGAGGUGUACAAUCCCUUUGUACUAAAAGCUGCCCAGAGAAAGGAGGUUGCUGUGAAGGAGUUUCCUAGCGAGGCCAUCCCCAACCCGAUGGUGCUUAUCUGCGGCCACGCCAAGCGAGACGUCCGUUGUGGUGUGCUUGCGCCACCGAUCGCGGCUGAAUUUGAGGCGGUGCUUGGAGAAAAUCGUAUGCUCUACGACCCAGACCUGAACCCAAACGGCUGGAAAGUGGGCAUGAUUUCACAUAUCGGGGGCCACGUCUAUGCCGGCAACGUGCUUAUUUUCGACAAGAAGUGGGCAGCCAAGGAGACGGUAGAAAAUACGAGGGGUGCCGUCUGGUACGGCCGUGUCACCCCGCAAGACGUUCAGGGGAUCGUCCAGGAAACGAUCUUGAAGGAUAAUGUGAUUCAGGAGUUGUACAGGGGCGUUGUUGAAUGA